GAUCCAACUUCUCUCUUUUUUCUCUCUCUUGUGUCGCAGAAAGUCACCACUUAACUCAUUCUACACCUAUUAUUCUGCCUGGAGCAGACUUUCCUGCGUGAAUUUUUUACGUGUCGACUGCUUCGUGAAAAUCUCGCUUUGUUUGCCUUGAGUGUCUCUUUGCUGAGUUGCUCUUUCUCUCUUCCGACCUCAACGCAAAAUUUCCCUCCGCCGCCUAACUUCCACCGCACCCCUCCGACAACUUUCGUCUACCGCUCUCCCUAAGCGCAUUCUCACUACGACUCUUUAAUUUUUACUCCUCGUUUCGCGUCCGUCUAAAAUUUACCUCCGAUCAUAAUGGCUGCUGUCGAACACGCUCCCGCGCCGGUCAACGACGAGAACACCGCCCCCGGUGUGGCCACCGACGAGAAGGCGAACGGCGAUGUUACCGUCUUCCAUGACCCCGAGAACUUCACCGUCAAGCACCCUUUGAUGCACGAAUGGACUCUCUGGUUCACCAAGCCUCCCAGUGGCAAGGGCGAUAACUGGAACGAUCUGCUGAAGGAAGUGGUCACAUUCAACUCCGUCGAGGAGUUCUGGGGAAUCUACAACAACAUCACACCUACCUCCGAAUUGGGUCUCAAGGCAGACUACCACCUUUUCAAGAAGGGCAUCCGGCCAGAGUGGGAAGACCCUCAGAACAAGCACGGUGGCAAGUGGUCGUACUCGUUCAAGGACAAGCGCUCCGUCCCUAUCGACGACUUGUGGCUGCACGCUCAGCUGGCUGCGAUUGGUGAGACUCUCGAGAACGAUGAUGACAAUGAGGUCAUGGGUGUUGUUGUGAACGUCCGUAAGGGCUUCUACCGUGUCGGUUUGUGGACAAGGACUGUUGGCAAGAGCGUUCCGGGAGACAAGAUCACCCGUAACCCCGCCCAAGGCAAGGAGAUCUUGGAGUCCAUCGGCAAUCGGUUCAAGGAUGUCCUCCGUCUCAAGGAAGCCGACGUUGUGGAAUUCUCCGGACACACGGAUAGCGCCCACAGCGGUAGCACCAGGGCCAAGGCCAAGUACACCGUCUAGAAUGAGGCUACGUGUGCUUUGUUUUUUUUUUCUCCAAAAACGUCUUAUGAUUUACUCGUUUCCCUGGGCUUUGCAUCUUACGAGGUUGACUACAUGCUUAAGAGGCGAUUAUGAACGAGACUUGGAUUUGAGGCGAGAAAGAAGAAGAGGAGGAAGCAGAAGAAGCCCAGCUCCGUUUUCUCUGCUACUUCGCAGGGAAGAAUUGGAUCAUGGGCACCCGCGACAUGUAUCGUAUUAUCUUCUCCACAUCUUAUGAGCCCUAUACCAUUACAUGUCAAUGCUCUAAUUUCCGUUUUUCAUGUGGUUAUUAUCGAAUUUCUUAUUUAUCAUUUCUUCUGUUCUCAAAGUUUGGCUGCAGUUAUUUCGACUUUCUCUGUACAUUUCUUCCUUAGUUCUUAGAUUACGAAUUAAGAUACCUUAAAAGUUAUCAACGU
Molecule: messenger RNA, 1490 nt
Organism: Aspergillus glaucus CBS 516.65
Lineage: Eukaryota; Fungi; Ascomycota; Eurotiomycetes; Eurotiales; Aspergillaceae
Product: eukaryotic translation initiation factor 4E
Exons: 3
Coding region: 337-1056 (239 amino acids)
Biological process (GO): translational initiation
Cellular component (GO): cytoplasm; eukaryotic translation initiation factor 4F complex
Molecular function (GO): RNA 7-methylguanosine cap binding; translation initiation factor activity
Source: RefSeq, a predicted model, not a curated record